AUGACCGCCACUCUGCUUCCUCAACUCUUGCCGGACUCGGCUCCCCACAUCUACGCCGACCUGUCCUACUUCCAACCGCCACCCAAUGGAGGUCAGUCACGGCUCUGACGUCUUUACGCACUCUGGAUCAUGACUGAUACCAAUUUCUGACUUUGCAGAGGUCCCAUGGACCACCCAAUACCCUGCCCCAGGAGGCAAGAGUCGCCAAUCGAACGUCACGCCCAAGCAAGUGCAAUUCCCCAUCUACGACUUGCGAGGCGUAGACCCGGCCCAAACCGCGAUCGAUGUCACGGGGUUCCAAAUCGUUCCUGAUAUCGAGGAGAGGAGGACCAAGAUGAAGUACGAGGAUUGGCAGGAUGAGGGCAAGAUUACCGAGGUUUAUUAUCCCGAGGUUGAGCGGUAGGUCUCCAUGAUGUCAUUUCCUCCGAGUCGAGCGAACUUUCGCAUACUAAUAAGGUAUUUGGGUUCGUCCUACUUAGCCUGCUCAAGAAGGUGACGGGGGCAAGCAAAGUCAUCAUCUUCGACCACACCGUCCGACGAGCCGAACGAGAAGGCGAAGAAACCCCCGACGAACCGACGAAUCGCAAACCCGUACCUUUGGUCCACGUCGAUCAGACCGAACAAUCCGGUGCUCGUCGAGUCCUUCGACAUGCCGAGUCCAAAGAGGAGGGCGAACGACUACUUCGGGGAAAGGCCAAGCUCGUCAACUUGUGGCGACCGUUCAAGACUGUGUAAGUAGCAAAACGGGUUGGCGAGAUCAGAUGAUGGGAGAGGUCGAAAAACUCACCCUCCAACCAAUUGUUGCCUACAGAUACGACAUGCCUCUCGCUUACGCGGAUGCGAGGACACUCUCAAGAGACGAUCUCGUCAAGUCUCGUCUCUUGUACAAGCCACCGACCCCUGAAGGCGAGACUUACCAAGUCCAGCUCAACCCGAACCAUCGCUUCUACUACCUCUCUGAAAUGCAACCCGAUGAAGGUGAGCCACCUUAGCGCGGUACAGAACCACUCCGGCUGCAGCUCAGGUCAACUGACAUAUCCUCUGUCAUGCAAUUACAGCCGUCAUGCUCCAAUGCUGGACGAACGACGAAUCGGGAGGUCCGAUGACGCCUCACACGGCGUUCAAGGACGAGCGCUACUUCGGCAAGGAAGGCGUCGAGCUGCGCGAGUCGAUCGAGAUCCGUUCGCUGCUCUUCUUUGACACCGAGUGA
Molecule: messenger RNA, 1210 nt
Organism: Microbotryum saponariae
Lineage: Eukaryota; Fungi; Basidiomycota; Microbotryomycetes; Microbotryales; Microbotryaceae
Source: the annotation of a GenBank genome assembly